AUGUUCAGAAGUAUCAUCCCAACCACGGUUGGGCUGAACAAUUCCAAGUACGUCCAUGCGAACAUCGAUGAGGAAUACGAUUUGUGCGAAUCAAAUGACAGCUCGGUGAAGGAAAGAAACAAAACAAAUGAUGAAGCUACGUCGUCAAAACGUAUUCUAAGUGCGUCCAACUCGUACAACAUAAAAAUUAGCCACCUGGAAAAUUGCAAGACGCCGGAAGAACUAGCACUGAAAAUUUUAAAAUCGCAAAAUUUUCAAAAUAAAAGAAAAUAUACAAAUGAAGAUCAUAUCCCGUGUGAAAAGAAAAAAAUAAAAAAUGCACACGUAAAUAAUGAACGAAUAAUUUACUCUAAAAAUGCAUGUCCCUAUGGGAGAUAUUCCUCGUCCUCAUCAUUGGGAAGACAAACUACUCAGACCUCCAAUUUGGGGAACUUCAAUUUUUAUAGGGGCCCCCCCGAUCGUUAUAUGUACCAUGGUGGGCGUUACUCCUCUGAGAGAAGACUGGACAGGGAUGUGCUUCCACCCAGGAACUCUUCCAACUUUCACGGUUUUAUAGACAACUCUAACCGGUUAUGUAACACAUAUAGGAGGGAACAAAGUGGGUUCUCCAACAUCCACUGGUCUCACAACAGAUGCGAAGAAAUGAGCAGUGAACCCGCCAUCCUGAAUAGUUGGAACCACAUCGACCAAAGGGUAAUAAACGAAAUGGACAAAAUGAAGUUAGCUUGUAAGUAUCGGUUUAGCACCUUCAAGAAGUUCGAUAGAAUUGGAAUACCUCCUGGUAGGAACAACAUCUUUAGUGAACCCCCCCGCGUGGUGUCAAAAGGAAUGGAAAAAACCUACACUGGGGAAGCCUUCCCCGAAGGAGCUCAUGAUAACGCCAUUGACGUGGAGGUUGUCUAUGACCACCUGUCUAGUUAUAACCCGGAAAAAGUAGAUCCGACUGAUGAGGAACGCCUAAAGAAGCCCCCACCGGAUGACGCAACAUUGCAGGAUCUACCGCAAUCACUGCCUACCAAGGACGCACAAGGGGAAGAAAAGCACACGUAUAAGGACCCCCCAGAUGGUACAACCCAUCAUUUGAAAUGCCAAGACGAUAAAGAAAGUAACCCAGUUAGCACAUUAGCAAAGGCAAAGGAAGGGGAUGAAAAUGGGGAUUCAUCACAGGGAGGAAAAUCCAUACCCGACAUGCCUAACCAGAAGAGCGUACAAAAAAAAGAUGGAGCAGUAAGCCUGUGGAGGGAACCCAUCCAGAUAGAGGGGACCGCAGAAAGUCCAAAUAAGGUGGUCAAAGUGCAUGACAUGCAGAUAAAAGAGAUGGAAUCGAAAUGGGUAGAGGUGCCACGUGGCGAAAAUGGGCAGAACUUGGAAGGGGGCAUAGAGGCCGACGUAGAAUCAGACGUAGACGAGGAGGAAGAAUCGCCCCAACCAGAUGACCCAAAAGAUAACGCCAACAGGUGCAUGCAAAACGACUUGGAGCAAAACAAAAAAAUGAUGGUGACCAACGAUUGUAACGUUUCUAUCCACCCGAGGGAGAAUAACAGAAGUUGGGCCCAGCUGGAACAGCACAUGGACUCCUUCCUAAAUAUCAGUCCUACCGACAUGAAUAAAAAUAAAAAGAUGAAACGAAUAGUGACCUCCCUAGAGGGAUGCCUCAAAAAUGAUAAGCACAUGGUUUACGAUGAAGGAAGCAAAGUCGAACUCGUGUUGGAAAAAAUUUUCGCAAAUGUGAAGGAAUUUCUUAGUAAGGAGAUCUGUUACAGAAGAGGUCGGAAAAAGGACAUGGCGUCGUCUUAUGAAGGGGAAAGGGAAGGAGAAAUCAGACAUGCCCAGGGGAGUGGCACGUACAGUAAUGUGGAGGAUGAUCACAGCACGGUGGACGAACAGGACGAGGUUUCCCAAAGCGGAAGUGACACCCGAAACAACGCUGAUGAAGCGGGUGAGGCAGUCCCCGAGGGAGAAGGUGUGCCGAGAAGUAGAAGCAAAGGUGGUAAUAAAGGUCGUAGUAAGGGUGGCACAAAAAAUGCACCACAUAGUAACCCACAUAAUGGCGAGAAACGGCGUGGCGCAAACUCUUCACGAAGCGCCAAGCAGCCAAACGAAGCCGUCAUGAUUGACCUCAUAUAUGGACACUACAACAUCCUGCUGUAUCUGAUUCUGCUCAAUUUCGAGUGCUUCAAAAAAUACGUAGACACAGAGGAACUAAACGAAAAGGUCCUAAUAAACCUAAAGAUCAAUUUUAAAAAUGUUGUCCUGAAGUUAUGUCAGUGCGAAAUAAAAAAUCGAGUCAUUCAGUUCUACCAUGUGCAUGAGACCUACCUAGUACAGCUAAACUGGGUUUAUGAAAAGUGCCUUCUCUACCUUUCCGACUUUUAUGCAUACAUAGAGGAGUAUGACACUGUCCUGGUUAACCUCCUUGACCUGUGCACCUUGACCCUCCAGACGAAUUACAAUGUGCAGAACAUUAUUGUGAAUUCCUGCAAUUUGUUGCUAAAACUUUUUAGAAACAAGAAUCGAAAAAAAAUGAAAAAAUAUGUCCUAGACGAUAUUCUAUCCAAUAUAAAUAAUGUCCACUUUAGGUACAACAAAUUGAACUUCCGAAAUAGCCACGUGAACUCCACGUAUAUACACCUGACUACCUUCCUGCUUAUUAAAAUUGCUGAUUCGUUUUCGCACUAUGAGGGUGAUUUGAAGAGGAAGUAUUUUCUGGACCGUCAGAGGGGAGGCGGAAGCAAGGGCAAAUCAGCCAAGAGGAAAAUCCAUGACGACUUCCACAGUGAGACGGACAACCACGAUGAAGACGAUGAUGAUGAGUACUAUCCGGGAGGGGGCCCCAAGGAAGCACACAACAGAAGCAGACGCAACGUCAGGGGAAGUGAAGACCAUGAACAGUCUGACCAAUCGCUCAGCUUAAGCAUCUUCACAAGCGAAGACGAUCGCAGCAGCACCUGCAGUGGAGAACCCCCCAAAAGAAGUCACCCAAAGGGAGGAAAGAAAACACGUACCACUGGUAGGGAACCCCCCAGACAGAACCAAAUGAAUGCAAAAAAGGAAAAAUCAAAAUACUCGUUAAGGAAAAAAAAAACAACAAAGCGUGACCCCCACUAUUAUUACCAUGUGAGCAGCACACAUGAAUACGAAUCGGACAACAAGGAGGAGGACAAAAAAGGAGAAGCAAAUAUUUGUAAUAAAAAGAAAAAAAAAAAAAAAAAAAAAAACAUUUUAACAAUGGAAAAAAAGGGGAACCCAAAGAGUGCGAAAAACAACGCAGAAAAGAAAAGCAACAAUUUAAUUAACACAUCCGCCGGAAGGGAAAAAGACCCCUCGGAGGAAGCACUCAACCAGUACAUGAUGAGGAAGAACUUCAAGAGGCUAAACAGUAUAGUCAAUUAUAUACUCAUAGAGAUUAUCGAAAAAACACUCUACCAAGACAACAAAAAUGCGAAAACCAUUUUGCAGUCCCUCUUUCUGGACCUAAUAAAAUGCUGCGACAAUCCCCUAUUCAGCAUAAGUACACUUUUUGUGAAAAAUUCUAUUCACAUAUUCUUUGACGUCAUUAACAAUAGACAUGAAGGAAAUGUAAAGGAGACUUGUCUCUUUGUAUUAAGGUACAUUCUGAAAUAUACGUUUAAUAUUUACAACUAUGUGAAUGACGCUUGGUUCCAUUUGUUGUAUAACUUGAACCAGGAGCUGUGCCAGAAUAAGUUCAUAAAACCCUUCUUCCAAUUGGACGGUUUUAAGGAAGCCAAGGAGGGUCUCACAACCGCGGAUUGCAUCACGGGGGAAAAUAUUUCGGAGAGAAAAAAGAAAAACGCAAAGGGGAAGGGGAAGAAAGGGCCAAAGGAGGAGGUACUUAGUGCAAAGCAAGGGGAACAUCCUCCCGCAGAAAUGAUGAAACUCCUCAGGUGCUGCGACGAGGUGCAAAAAAAAGAUCAACUGCUCAGGUGCCAGCAGUGUGAAUCGCUCUACCACAAGACGUGCAUUUACAAAGAGGCAAAGCAGAUGAACACGCAGAGGGUCAUUCCCCAGGAGGAUAUCACCAGGAACUACAACAGCCUUUGCCAAACAGGAAAAGAUGACCAAACGAAGGGCAACAAAAAAAACAGUCAUUGCAAAGGCCUAGACGAGGAUAACACGAAUCAUGUAGAAAAUUUGUUGCACUCCUCCAACGUAGCAGAACACACCUGCGAUAACUGCAAAGUGAGAAACAUAAUCAAAGGAGUUAUCAUAAGAGAGGCGCAAGGGAACAACACCUUCUUAAAUAGCAAAUUUAGGAGGAAGAAAGAAAAGAAUAAGGGCUUUUACUGUUUUGAAAAAUUUGUGAAUAAACUGAAGGCCUUCGUCGUGUAUUACUACUAUAUAUUGGUACACCUGAAGUUUGACAAGGUAAUUGAAGGAAUAGACAGGAACUGCAAUAAUGUGUACUCCUACAUACUCAUCCUGUAUAAUGAUUUUUUGUGCGUGGAUGGGGAUGCAGGGGAGAAAACUGUCAAAUGCGUCACGGGCGAAAAGGGGAAGAAGAAAAGGAAGGGACUCCCUCCUGUGAAGGGUGCCACGCCCCUGCAUGGUACCACUUCCUUCAAUGUAGAUAAGUCUACCCGUGUGAGUAAAUUCACCCAGAUGCUGUGCCACGAAUACAGAAACGCCGACAGGAAGGAUGAGGAAGCCCUGACCAAAUGCACCAGCGCACAUAACUUUGACAUUUAUAUAAAUAUCGUGUGGAGGAUUCACCUCUACUUUUCCUUCUACGACUAUUUCUUCGUAGCCCUGAAUCAGCUCUUCUACAUCCUCUACGAAAACGGAAGCAAAAACCUCAGGUACUACAGCAUCUCCAUAAUCAGCAAUAUUAUAAGUGACAACUACCUAUACUUGAAGUGCAAACACACGCAGAAUAUUUUAAUGUCCUGCCUGACGGAUAAUUAUCUAAAGGUGAGGGAGUACACCUUAUACAUCUACUACAACUUCUGCAAGAAUUUCCUGGAGGUAGAAAAUUUCUCCAAUUGGAAUCAACAUAUGCGUGGAAUAAACAAACCUGCGAUCAGUAGUACCCACACAAAUGAGGAGAAAAAUGCACUAGACGCGAAGAAAAAACUCAAUCAUUACCAUCGUAACGAACCGAUCGACCUGAACCAGUUCAUAACAGACGAAAUUGUAGACUCCAUUAGGCGGUGCUCGAAGGACAUAAAAAUCAGCAUUCGAAUUGUCAGUGUGAAAAUUUUAAAAUAUAUCGUCUAUUUUAAUGUCUACGCGAGGAGGUACCCUGGGGAAGAAAAACAAACAACCAGCGAGGAUGACAAUGGGAAGCAGGAGCAGAACCAAGUAAACGGUGAGGGCCCCCACCAAAGCAGCCGAACCGAUUGCAUCAGAGAUAACCUGUCAAUCAUGAACGACCUGAUCGAGCGGUACGUGUCCACCUUCGACAACGAAACGAUGAAGAGCGCCGUCCUCGAAAUAUUCAUCGACAUUUUCUUCAUUAACAUAUUCACGCAAGCGAAAUGGAAAAUGGAGAAAAGGGAAGGCACCCCAGAGGUAGACCCCCACCAGAAUGUGCAUGCCCAUGAGGAGUACACAAACAACCAACACUGUAGAGGAUACGAAUCGGAGGAAGAAAUAGAAUCAGUCUGCAUGGAGCAGGAUCCCACCAUACAAAUAAGAAUUGAAAAAAAUAUCUACACCCUCUUCAUUCAUCUUCUUUACGUAAUGAAAAAUAAACAUAACAUAAACAUAGUCAGUAAGAUGCUCUCCCACAUGGAGAAAAAUGUGAGGACGUAUGAGGACAAAUUGGGAUCAGUUCUGAACUUUCUGAGGGAAGAUGACAAGGUGGGGACGCGAGGGGGAGGGCAUCCCCACGGCGGUGCCAACACCGACGGCCCCUCGGGUAACACCAAACCGGCGGCAAAAAGUUGUUACAAAAGUGGUUACAAAAAUGGGCACAAGCGUGGAAGCAAUUUACCCACCCGUGGAGCAUGUUGGACGGGAAAAGUAAGAUCCAAGAACCAUCUAAUGAGCAAAAAAAACGCCGACAUUUCGAUGGAUGAGAAGGAUCCCCCCGAGGAUGCAGAAACAACGCUCAGCCAAACGAAAGAACAAAGCAACCUUCUAAAAAUUAAGAACAGCAUUUACAACAUAUACCUGAGCAACUCAUACAAGUACCUACAAAUACUGAAGAAAAAAAAAGUGAAGUAUGUGCUAGAAGUCUGGAUCCAUAAUUUGAUUUGCCUCUUCAUCAGAAGUAGAAGAAAUAGUUCCCUCGAAAAAGAGACCAAAAAAAUUAUAAACAUUUUUACCAUUAUUAUAGAAAUUAUGCCCAGCCUAUUUAUCAGAUAUAUGGACUUCUUCUAUCCAUACAUUUACAACAAUGAUGUGUCGAAGGAUGUAUGUGAGUUAUUGUCGUCUAUUAUUCCCCACUGUAAAUUGGACCUGAAGUUAAAGUUCCAGUUUAAGAGGGUCCACUUUAAUAACUCUCUUCUUUACCAUCAGAAUAUUUUCAUAUCCAGAUCGUAUGUCCAGCUGCUCUGCACCCUACACACGUAUAUCUUUUCAGACUUCUUCUAUUUCAAGACGUAUAUUGAGGAGUGUCUUAUAAAGCUACACAAAUACAAGUUGUGUUUUCUAAUAAAUAAUUACGUGGUGCAACUGAACGACUUCGUGCGUGAAUUCCAGUUCAUGACUCAGGAGGAGAAAGAGCACCUGCGGGGGAAACUCUGCCAGGCGUAUGAUCAUACAUUACAGGUUAACGGUGCAAAGGGGGAAAACCACCCCGACGAAUUCUUCACCUGCAAUCUCAUCGAUAUGCCAUAUGAACAAUUUGUAAACCACCUAGACCAGUACAAAAAACACAUCUUCGACAUUUUCUGCGUGACGCAUACCGAUGUGCAGAAUUUAGAUAAACAUGCCUGGCUCAUUUCUGUGAUGAUGGAAUUUAUUAACGUUAAUAAAAUUGUUGUGAACGAUGUGUAUACCGAGGGGGUGGACCUUCAUACGCAUGUCUGGGUGGGGAACACAGAUGAGGUAAACAGAAAGAACCCCCCAAAUGGGGACAAAGCUGGACAAUCAAACCAAUGCACAAAGAAGAAGCAGAAGGCAGAUCAGCAACAAUCCGAUGACAACCAAACGAACAGCGUAAAAUAUAUUAAACUGUCUGAUAUAGCAAAACGCGUCCAAAUUUACAGCCAAGGAAUUCUCUACUUCGAGUUUAUGUUCAAUAAUGAGGUCGACUACAUUAACAAAUGGAAUACUGUCAAACUGAAAAAUGAAAUAAUUACAGAAAUUAUUAGGAAAAAAAUUAGCACCAAGAAGAUAGAAAAGUUUGUCGAUAUAUGUAACUACAAAUUUUAUGAUCUGUCGUUUAUUGUGGUGAAUCUCAUUGUAGACUUGUUCUACAUUUCCAAUGAUGUAAAAUACAAAUGCUUCUUCCUCCUAUGCUUAAGUAAAAUUCUGUCCAACUUUUACAACUCCCACUUUAUUAACGACUUGAAAUUGAGAAAUGUUUUUUUUUUCUGCAUCAAUUCUUUUAAUCCAAUUUUGCAGAAGAAUUUUCUCUACACACUGCUGCAGCUGAUUAAGACAUACGAGCAGUUCCUUAACAACAAGGAUAAUUUGCUCCUCGCGCAAAGUAUGAACAGGGGGAAAUGCGAAAGUCAACUGCAGGGGGGAGGAGCAGUAUGCUUGUAUCCCCCACUGAACAACAUAAAAAUGCGAAAAAAGGGAAAAUGA
Messenger RNA from Plasmodium coatneyi, 7716 nucleotides. RefSeq lists its product as uncharacterized. Lineage: Eukaryota; Apicomplexa; Aconoidasida; Haemosporida; Plasmodiidae. The coding region runs from base 1 to 7716 and encodes 2571 amino acids. The record is from RefSeq and is a predicted model, not a curated record. The transcript has a single exon.